Gambusia affinis (western mosquitofish) is the source of this 4429-nucleotide messenger RNA. It is a transcript of the gene lrtm2a, whose product is annotated as leucine-rich repeats and transmembrane domains 2a. Lineage: Eukaryota; Metazoa; Chordata; Actinopteri; Cyprinodontiformes; Poeciliidae. Gene Ontology annotation, cellular component: extracellular matrix. The transcript has 8 exons. The record is from RefSeq and is a predicted model, not a curated record. Gene Ontology annotation, molecular function: protein binding. The coding region runs from base 1106 to 2308 and encodes 400 amino acids.
UGUCUUCUGCAUCCCCUACCCUCCUACCUAUUCUCUAUUUCUCUCCCCCCACCCCAUCACAGCUUUCACUCUUUCGUAUUAUCCCUCUCUCUGUAUUCCACCUCCCUCGCCCUCUCUCUGUCACUGUCGGAGAGCUGCAGGCAGACGAGGCAGCAUGCACUAAUGUUGCUAUAUUUGACAAGGCACGCGCACACCCUCUUCUGCCACAUGCACGGCUGCACACUCAUAUGAGAAAGAGGAAGGGGAGGCGAGGGCACCGGGACUUUAAGACGCACUGGAUGCGGUCUGAGUGCUGGAAUCACAAACAUAGCGAAACACGGAGAGGGGGUAAUGCAUGACGCCAGCAAACCAAUCGUGUUUUUCCUCUUUAUCUCUCUCUCUUUCUCUCUCAGACACACGCUCACGCCUCUCAGACACACGGCAGCACACGAGCCAGGGAGCGGGACGGCGUUGGACGUAUCAUUCAUACAGAGAAAAGAUCAGAAGGAAAGGAUUAACUCCCUCCAGCCUUCUCCCUCUAAGGAUCUUACCCCCUCUUCCCUCCUCGUGUUCCUCUAAGCCUAUCUUCACCUCGUUUUUUUCUUCUUUUUUACAACCCCUCCUUUUAAGAAAGAAAAAACAAGCUUUUCUUUUUUUACACAAUUCAUUUGUGGGCUGAGAGAAGCAGACAAGACAACCACAAUCUUUACCCAGCGGAUUGAUUCAGCUGGAGCAGUGACAUUUUUUUUUUCUUCGAUGUUUUGUCCUGUGGGAAAUUUUUUGAUCGUUUGUUUUUCAAUCAAAUAUCUUUGGAUUAAUGGCUGACAGCAGCAAGCUGUAAGGCUGGUGCCAACUGAGGUAUCUGGUAAAAAGCUGAGAAGAUGGAACAUCUAAAGAGACUCUCUUCUACAUGACAUAACAUAACUCAUAUGUCAUAUUGGACAGAGAGCUCAUGUUAUUCGCAAUAGUCUUUUUAGGUCUGGACUUUGACUGGGUCAUUCUAAGAGUUAAGUGACUUGCUGCAGCUUUUCCUUAGUCACUGUUCAUGUGGGAGGUGCAGGCAUGACGGCUUGACCCCUUCACUGCCCCACUCCUCUGGCAGAGGAAGGCUGCACACUUCUGUGUCAUGCCCCUCUACAUCCACCCCCCUGGGGGCACUGGCCUCCCCCCAACCGCUGCUACCGUCUUCUUGACCAGACACGUUUUCUGUGUCCUGAGCGUCUUGGCCAUGUUGCUUUUCCCAGCAUCCUCGUGUCCUCCUCCUUGUCUCUGCUCCUCGGACACCCUUGUGGUUGACUGUGGGGAACGUGGACUUUCCUCCCUGCCUCCUAUGCACCUCCUGCCUCCAGGGAGCCGCUCCCUGCUGCUAGCCAACAACAAGUUUGCCUCACUGGGAGCCUCAUCCUUUGCUAACCUGUCCUCCCUGGAGGAGCUGGACCUUUCAAAUAACUACCUGGAUAAUUUACCAGUCGGAUUGUUUAGAGACAUGUCCAACCUGACAAGACUGACUCUGCACAACAACUCACUAACAGUAAUGGACAGAGAGCUCUUCCAGGGUUUAGGGAGUCUACAGAGUCUGGACUUGUCUUUGAAUGGUCUGUCCACCAUUCCCAUAGGCUCUAUGGAUGAGCUGCAGCACCUCAGGUGGCUCUCGCUGGCAGGUAACAGACUUCAUGGUUUGGAGAGGGCAGCGUUUGAGCCACUGGUCAACCUGCAACACCUAGAACUGGGACAGAACCCCUGGGAAUGCGACUGCAACCUUCGUGAUUUCAAACACUGGAUGGAGUGGCUGCUGUACCGAGGGGGUAAGGUGGAUGCACUGGAGUGCACACUACCAAAGGACCUGCGUGGGAGGGACAUACGCGGCGUUCCGGUGGAGAUGUUCAACUACUGCCUCCAACUUGAAGAUGAGAAUGGAGGAGGAGUGGGUGGUGACGGUACUCGCUCUGGACAAGGAGGCGGUCCUCCAUGCAGCAGAAGUGCUCUCAUCCCAAGUGGGGCAACAUCAGUUUCUGACAACAGCGGCAGCGCUGGUGUUGACUCCUCUUCGUCCACAGGAGGCGGCGGAGGUGGCGAGGCCUCGUCGGAUUGCAGCCGUGCCCGCUACCGACCCGUGAGCGUGCGCCGCGCCAUCGGCACGGUGGUGAUUGCUGGCGUGGUGUGCGGCAUUGUGUGCAUCAUGAUGGUGGCCGCCGCUGCUUACGGCUGCAUCUACGCUUCUCUAAUGGCCAAGUACCAGAGAGAGCUGAAGAAGAGGCAGCCGCUAAUGGGGGACGGAGAGGCUGACGGGGAGGACAGGGAAGACAAACAAAUCUCCUCUGUGGCCUAAAAAGAGGGAUGGGACAGAGAGGAGCUGGCCAGUCAAAACGGGGGAAGGCUAAAAGCGAAGAAAAUAAAAGGGCUCUAAGAGGAGAGAGAUGGACAGGCUUGUUUUUCUACUCACGGACAUUAUUGUAUCUCUCCCUCUGACUCUCAUACUGACACCUCUUUCCCAUUUUUUUGUCUUCCUUUCCUCAUCCUUAAUCUAUUUUUAACCUCCUCCAGUCUUGUCCUUCUCUCUAACAUACUCUCCCACACACACACCCCUUAUCUGUUCCCUGAUUUUCUCUUCAAUUUUGGGCCCAUUCUCUGUCUGCAGUAUUUCUUACCAAUUAUUCUUCCAAGUUGCCUGCCAACCACCUACUGCAACUAAAUUUGCCAUUAUAUUGGCAAGAAAAACCCCAAAAAACCAAAAAACAGAUUUGGUAUGUCCCUAUAAUAGGAAACGUAUCAUUUAAGAUGUUAUGAAGCACCCAUGCUGCAUGGUCGGUAAGUAUUUGAAAAUCUGGAGUGAGGAUUCAGGGAUUCACAGUAUGCAUGGUGUUAAUUGGACCAAUGUUGACACUGAGUUGUAGAUUGUGUGCCAUCACCCAACUUAUCCUCUUCAAACCCAGUGGAAAAAUCCGAAAUCCAACACAUUUAGUCCUCUGAGCAAAUUCUAACAACUACCUUUAGUCUACAACCUCUAAGAAAUGACUGAUGUUAAGAAGCACAUUUGGGAUAUUUAUGUUAAAACAAAAAGAGGACUGGUAAGUUGCUUAUGUAUGCUGAUGAGACCAAAGUCGUAGAGAAAAAAGGUCUAGUUUGUCAAAAUCCAAGAGAAUAUGUCAUCGACUACAUCAACCUCUGUCCCUCUACCUGAAGCCGCUGUUUCCAUGGAUCUUUCUGGACUAAUAAAGAUCAACAAGCAGAAACUACUACAUAAGAAGCUCAUUUGUCAAGAACAACCAGAAAAAUACAGUAGCAUUUAUCUGCAAUUUUAUGCUAAUGAGCUUGUCAUAUUCAGGAGAAAAUAAGAAAGAAAGAGAGAUGACGCUUCUAAAACUGGUCUGGACAAAUUAACAUCUCAAUCAGUAAAAGAAGCAGUAAGACUUCACUUGUGGAUUAAUCAUGAAAAUUCCUGGAAAAAGGACAACAGAUUUUAUUCUCCGUUUACCCCCUCGAGGAGGUAAAGGUUUGUUACAGUGACAUGGACAGCAACCUCAGAGAGCACUGUCCUCUGCUAAGGACUUUGAAAAGUAAUCUAUGAACUACAAAUGUUGCCCUUCUGCACUUUAUUUCUCUUAUCAGAUACCCUCUGGUCGUUCUCCCAGGCUCUUUCCUCCUGUACCUUUCAAAGACAGAUAAAACACCCAGAGAGAUUAUAAAGAAAGGGAUUAUCAAAAAAAAGGCUGCUAAUUUACUUCCUCCGCCCGUUUUUUUUUUUUGUCUCCUCACCCAUCUUUCUACCCAGUAAUAUUUGCAGAAGCUUUUUCCACACUGCUUAAGGAUUUCAUCUGUCCCUUCCUUAAAACAGUUUUUCUUUUUAUUUACCCAGAAAGGUCUGCAAUAUGCAAUGAAAAUUGUCUCUUUGUUAGCAAGAAAAUGCAACAAAUUGUCUCUUGCAAUUUGUUGCAGGAACACGAUUGUGUUUAUAUAUACAUGUAUAGUAUUCAGUUUGUUUGGAAACUGUUUCCAUUAUUUGAUUAACCCCCCUGAAAGAUUUAUGUGAGCAAUUAUUUUAGGUGCAGCGGCAGUGAUUUCUGUAGCAUUUAUUGCAUCCCUGCAGUAAAUCUAAGCUCCCUCUCAAUUUUUGAUUGGCUUGGAAUAAACCUAUAAUAUUAAUGUGUUUCUGAUAUCAGAUUAUAUUGCAGAUAUUAUUAUGCUAGUCUACUAUGAUAUGUCGGCCCAGAAAUUCCAGAAAUGUUUCUGUUUUUUGGUUUCCUGUAUGAACCCACAAUGUACAUGUCCUUUGUUGUGUUGAUGGAUUCGGUUUUUUUGAUUUAGAUUUCAAUAUCACUGCGAUAGUUAUUUGUUGUGUCCUUCCAACAGUUGCUAAAGUUUAUGUAAGAAACUUAGAGUUUAAAGUGUCAGAAUGGACUUUAUGCUGCCUUGACUCUGUUAUUUUGAAUUAAAUCUUAGGUUUUAUAAA